Molecule: messenger RNA, 1430 nt
Organism: Suncus etruscus (white-toothed pygmy shrew)
Lineage: Eukaryota; Metazoa; Chordata; Mammalia; Eulipotyphla; Soricidae
Gene: UBAC2
Product: UBA domain containing 2
Exons: 9
Coding region: 1-1335 (444 amino acids)
Molecular function (GO): protein binding; serine-type endopeptidase activity
Source: RefSeq, a predicted model, not a curated record
AUGCGCGUCUGGGCCGGGCCUGGCCGGGUCAGAGGUCGCGAGCGCGGGGUGGGGCGCCCAGAGGAGCCAGAGCCAGGGCCACACCUACAGAGGUUCACUGGGCGUGCCGUCCGUUUGGCGCAUGCGCACUGUGCUGGAAUGAAGCCGCCGGGCCCGGCUUUCCGCCCGCCCAGCCCAGCCCCGCCCCGCGGGUGCCAAUGCGCCUGCGCGUUCCCCGCCGCCGCCGCCGGCCCUCCCCCUCCCCUUGCCUGGCCCCCGCGGGGUUGCGGGUCCGGGUCCGAGUCCUGCCGGGACCAUGUUCGCCAGCACUGGGGCUCCAGCGGGCUCUACAAGGCCCCGCUGUCCAAGAGCCUCCUGUUGGUACCCAGCGCUCUGUCCCUGCUGCUGGCCAUCCUCGUGCCUCACUGCCAGAGGUUCUUUGUGUACGACCUCCAGGCCGUCAAAGAUGACCUCCAGAUUUGGAGGUUGCUCUCUGGAAGAAUAAUUUGUCUCGACUUAAAGGACACUUUCUGCAGCAGCCUCCUGAUUUAUAAUUUUAGGAUAUUUGAAAGAAGAUACGGGAGCAGAAAAUUUGCGUCCUUCCUGCUUGGCUCCUGGGUUCUGUCUGCCGCUGUGGACUUCCUGCUCGUGGAAGCUGUGAGUUACGCUUUUGGGAUCACCGCAGCCAGGCACCUGCCUUCUGGAUUCCUGGCACCAGUGUUUGCUCUCUUUGUCCCGUUCUACUGCUCCAUACCGAAGGUCCAAGUGACACAAAUCCUGGGCCCGCUGUCCAUCACAAACAAGACGUUGAUUUACAUCUUGGGACUACAGCUUUUCACCUCGGGUUCCUACAUCUGGAUUGUAGCCAUAAGUGGACUUAUUGCGGGCAUCUGCUACCACAGCAGAAUGCUGCAGGUGGACCGGCUCCUCAGCGUGCCCCCCUGGGUGGCCAGGUUCUUCUCCUGCACCCUCGAGCCUGUGUUCUCGUCGUCCGAGCCUGCCACCGAGAACCACGUGGGCAUGGGUGCCACGGUGGACAUCCAGAGGCAGCAGCGCAUGGAGCUGCUGGACCGGCAGUUGAUGAUUUCACAGUUAGCGCAGGCGCGGCGGCAGCGACAGGAGCAGGGAGGAAUGAUCAACUGGAACCGUCUCUUCCCACCUCUGCGCCAGCGGCGUAACACACAUUCUCAGGACGGACGUCAGCCCGAACAGCCAGCGCCCCCUCCCCUGGAGGUCUCCGAAGAACAGGUUGCCCGGCUGAUGGAGAUGGGGUUCUCCCGGGGGGACGCUCUGGAAGCUCUGCGAGCGUCCAACAAUGACCUGAACGUGGCUACCAACUUCUUGCUGCAGCACUGACCAACCUGGCCUGGCCCGGCCCGGCCCACAAUAUCUCCAAGGCCCGCAGGGUCCCUGGAGUACUCGGGGAGGGGAACGAGCUCGCUGUCGCCUUA